AUAAGUUUGCAGGUGACUUUUGCACACUAUUGAAACAAAGCAUGUAGAUGAAGUCCUAGUUCUAGCAAUUCGGAGUUCCCUUUGCGACUUGCUGUCAAAGUUUGGAUCGACACAACAUAUCCCCACUGCUACACUCACCCGAAACCCCACUUUCGAGCCGCCGAUCUACGCUAAGCCUAUUCGUGGCGAGUUACAGACAGACCAACCAACCAACUCGCUUUUAGCCCUUUGAAUCUCACAAGCCAACAAGAUGGAGCCCCGCGACAAGAUCAUCAAGCUAGUCGUAGCGAAUACCGCUAGUGGAACAGAAGUCCUGAACGUUCAUCAAGGUGUUCUCUGCAAGAGCUCUGGAUUCUUCAAACGCGCGAUGAGGCCAGAAUGGCUUGACUUGAGAGAGAGCCCCGACACCAUUGAACUUCCUGAUGACCCGUUGAAUACGGUCAGCGACUAUAUUAGAUGGCUAUAUACCGCUACGAUGCCAUUGAAGUUAUACAGGAUGAGAGACGAGGACACGAGAGAAAAGAUAGCUGAGGAAUCAGAGAAAGUCUUCAUUCUGCUUGCACAAGCUUACGUCUUCGGAGAGAAAAUAAUCGACGCGAAGUACAAAAACACAGUGGUAAAGUCUGUGUUAGAGGCCAAGGAGAGCGCUGGCUGGAACAUGGGACCGGAGAGCGUUACUAUUGUUUACAAUGGCACCCCGUCUGGAUCACCUCUCAGACGCCUGAUUGCUGAUAAUAUUGCGCGUUUGGCAUAUGACGACUCGGAUAAGGGAAUUGGGUGGAUGAGCUUUUUCGAUGGUUGCCCAAAGGAGGCUUUGGUGGAUGCAAUGAAGGCCACAGUGAGGACACGGGCAAUGGUGGGUCAUGAAAUUAAUCGCAAUGUGAAGUUGCUCGAAACGUACUUUGAGGACGAGCAAGAAUCGGACAACUUCACCUGAGGAACAAAAUGAUGUUUUAGCAGAAGUCCACGGUCAUAUAUUACGAGGCGUACAAUUCAGAGGCCAUGUUUUAAUGACCAUUUUCGGCGACAUCUAAUGUGCCACUCUGGCUAAAUGAUCUGGAGG
Messenger RNA from Cucurbitaria berberidis CBS 394.84, 1063 nucleotides. RefSeq lists its product as uncharacterized. Bases 251 to 937 code for a protein of 228 amino acids. Lineage: Eukaryota; Fungi; Ascomycota; Dothideomycetes; Pleosporales; Cucurbitariaceae. The record is from RefSeq and is a predicted model, not a curated record. The transcript is spliced from 2 exons. Gene Ontology annotation, molecular function: protein binding.